AUGAGUCGAAACAAACGAGACGUUUUCUAUGCGGGAGAUGACUCCGAUGUGGAAGCCACCGCCUCGGACGUAUCCUUCCAGCUGGACUCGGAAGAUGCGUCGGAUGGAAGUUUAACGACAGAACUGACCGAGCCGGAACUUCGACAUUCGCUCCCUCAUGGCCAGCGGACCUCUCACCCUCGAGGUUCUGUACAGGAAUCAUUCAACAGCGACCUUCUACCGGAUUUUAGUGAUGACCCGGACGAUAACACGGACGGUCGAAGAAAACAAAAACCCGAAGGGUUCGGAUUGAGCAGCGUUGGCACAAGUAUUGUCGCACAAAGACCGCUGAGCCUGGUGCUCUUCCCAAAUGGAAGAAUGCAGAAAUUGCCCUCCAUCAGGCGACACCUGACGAUAUUUACCGGUUCUUGA
This is a messenger RNA of Monascus purpureus, 411 nucleotides long. Lineage: Eukaryota; Fungi; Ascomycota; Eurotiomycetes; Eurotiales; Aspergillaceae. The record is from the annotation of a GenBank genome assembly.